Molecule: messenger RNA, 1656 nt
Organism: Prunus mume (Japanese apricot)
Lineage: Eukaryota; Viridiplantae; Streptophyta; Magnoliopsida; Rosales; Rosaceae
Product: tubulin beta-7 chain
Biological process (GO): microtubule-based process
Cellular component (GO): microtubule
Molecular function (GO): GTPase activity; GTP binding; structural constituent of cytoskeleton
Source: RefSeq, a predicted model, not a curated record
AUUUCCCCACUACCCGCUCCUCUCCAUUCAAUCGCGGCAAAACCAAACCCCGUCUCAUAAUAUUUUCCCUCCCAUUUUCCCGGAAACCAAACAGAACUCAGACCAGCAAAAAUGAGAGAAAUUCUUCACAUCCAGGGCGGCCAAUGUGGGAACCAGAUUGGGGCCAAGUUCUGGGAAGUGAUCUGCGACGAGCACGGCAUAGACAGCACCGGGAGGUACAAUGGCGACUCUGAGCUCCAGCUAGAGCGAAUCAAUGUCUAUUACAACGAGGCCAGCGGCGGAAGGUUCGUUCCACGGGCGGUCCUUAUGGAUCUGGAGCCUGGGACCAUGGACUCGGUCCGAUCUGGCCCGUUUGGGCAGAUAUUCAGACCCGAUAACUUCGUCUUCGGGCAGUCUGGGGCUGGAAACAACUGGGCUAAGGGGCAUUAUACGGAGGGUGCCGAGCUUAUUGAUUCUGUGCUUGACGUGGUGCGCAAAGAGGCCGAGAACUGCGACUGCUUACAGGGAUUCCAAGUUUGUCAUUCUUUGGGUGGUGGCACUGGCUCUGGCAUGGGAACUCUUCUUAUUUCCAAGAUCAGGGAAGAGUACCCAGAUCGGAUGAUGAUGACAUUUUCUGUCUUCCCAUCUCCGAAGGUGUCGGAUACAGUUGUUGAGCCAUACAAUGCUACCCUUUCCGUGCAUCAGCUUGUCGAAAAUGCCGAUGAAUGUAUGGUUUUGGACAACGAGGCUCUGUAUGACAUCUGCUUCCGUACUCUCAAGCUUGCCACCCCUACUUUUGGUGACCUUAACCACCUCAUCUCUGCCACCAUGAGCGGUGUCACAUGUUGUCUUCGGUUUCCUGGACAGUUGAACUCUGACCUUAGGAAGCUUGCAGUUAACCUUAUCCCUUUCCCACGGCUGCACUUCUUUAUGGUUGGGUUUGCACCCCUAACUUCAAGAGGAUCGCAGCAGUACAGUGCUCUGACCGUGCCCGAAUUGACCCAGCAGAUGUGGGAUGCCAAAAACAUGAUGUGCGCAGCUGACCCACGCCAUGGACGUUACCUUACUGCUUCUGCCAUGUUCCGUGGUAAGAUGAGCACCAAAGAAGUUGAUGAACAGAUGAUUAACGUCCAGAACAAGAACUCCUCAUACUUUGUUGAGUGGAUUCCCAAUAAUGUAAAGUCCAGUGUGUGUGACAUCCCACCCAAGGGUCUGAAGAUGGCGUCCACUUUUAUGGGGAAUUCGACUUCUAUUCAGGAAAUGUUCAGGAGAGUUAGCGAGCAGUUCACAGCUAUGUUCAGGCGCAAGGCUUUCUUGCAUUGGUACACCGGCGAGGGAAUGGAUGAGAUGGAGUUCACCGAGGCCGAGAGUAACAUGAACGAUCUGGUGGCUGAGUACCAGCAAUACCAGGAUGCAACAGUGGAGGAGGAAGAGUACGAGGAGGAGGAAGAGGAGCUUGGUGCUUGAUGUAUCUUUGUAGUUUCUCAGUUUGUCUAAAAAUUGGUAUGUUGUUGGCUUACUUUGAAAGGGUGAUUGUCUGGUGCUCAGUCAAUUUAGAUUUGAUAUGAUGUAUGGAUUGUGGGGGGUGAGGGUCCUUGUAUAAGAGAUGGGUUUUUGGUAACAGCGCUUUUGUGUUGGAUUUUGUGUAGGGCAUAUAAUGUGAAGCUUAUAUUUCAA